Messenger RNA from Scedosporium apiospermum, 324 nucleotides. RefSeq lists its product as uncharacterized. The record is from RefSeq and is a predicted model, not a curated record. NCBI's taxonomy places the organism in Eukaryota, Fungi, Ascomycota, Sordariomycetes, Microascales, Microascaceae. The transcript is spliced from 2 exons. The coding region runs from base 1 to 324 and encodes 107 amino acids.
AUGCGCCUUACUCCCUCCCUCUACCAAUCCAUCCGCAUCACCCUCUUCACCCGCGCAAACUGCGGCCUCUGCGUCACGGCCAAAUCCGUCCUGUCCAAGCUCCAGACCUCCCGGCCCUUUACCCUCCGAGAGGUAGACAUUAUCAAGCCCGAGGCGAAGCCAUGGAGGGAUCUCUAUGAUUUUGAUGUCCCCGUUAUCCAUAUCAGCAAGAGCUCUGCGCCGGAAGAGGACCCGAAGCUCUCUGGGGAGGCAGCAAAGCUUAUGCAUCGGUUCACCGAGGAGGAGGUCGCUGCUAAGAUGAAGGCUGUUGAGGAGGCGAGCUGA